AUGGAGCUCUAUCCCAGCCAGGCCUUCCAGCCUCCAGAUCACCCCAUGGAGCUCUAUCCCAGCCAGGCCUUCCAGCCUCCAGAUCACCCCAUGGAGCUCUAUCCCAGCCAGGCCUACCAGCCUCCAGAUCACCCCAUGGAGCUCUAUCCCAGCCAGGCCUACCAGCCUCCAGAUCACCCCAUGGAGCUCUAUCCCAGCCAGGCCUACCAGCCUCCAGAUCACCCCAUGGAGCUCUAUCCCAGCCAGGCCUACCAGCCUCCAGAUCACCCCAUGGAGCUCUAUCCCAGCCAGGCCUACCAGCCUCCAGAUCACCCCAUGGAGCUCUAUCCCAGCCAGGCCUUCCAGCCGCUGGACAACCCUGCAGAACUCAGUCCCUGUCCCAGGCAGCAGGCAGCUCGGGCAGGCAGCUGA
This is a messenger RNA of Salvelinus fontinalis (brook trout), 411 nucleotides long. RefSeq lists its product as uncharacterized. The record is from RefSeq and is a predicted model, not a curated record. The transcript has a single exon. NCBI's taxonomy places the organism in Eukaryota, Metazoa, Chordata, Actinopteri, Salmoniformes, Salmonidae. The coding region runs from base 1 to 411 and encodes 136 amino acids.